AUGGCAGACACAGGAGGCGCCCCUCCUACCGACCCAGCAGGAGACACUGCAUCAAGAUCACGCGGCGACGGCAGCCGGGGCCGUGGCAGAGGAGAUCGUGCCAGGCGCGGCAGGGGGCGUGGUGACGGCGCAGGGCCAAGCCGUGGAGGAAACCGCGGCCGGGGACGUGGUGGAAACAACCAGAACGCCGUCAGGUCACAAGAGCAGGAGAAUGAAGGGCCAAGGCUCACACCGGCUGCCAAAGAAGCGCUCCGCGGGGCAGGAGAGUCAAAGCCAAAAGCCGCAGAAGGAAGCGGCGGCCAAGAGGGCGACGACGCCGACCAAGAUGACGACGAUGUCUGCUUCAUAUGCGCCAACCCGAUCCAACACCACUCUGUCGCCCCCUGUAACCACACGACCUGUCAUAUCUGUUCAUUACGACUGCGAGCGUUGUACAAGAACAAGGACUGCGCGCAUUGCCGAACACCCGCACCAUUUGUCAUCUUCACCGAUGACCCCUCGAAACGUUUUGAAGCCUACACCGAUGCCGACAUUUCAAGCGCGGACGAGAAUAUAGGAAUCCGCUACACAAAUGAGGACAUCGUGGGCGACACGGUCCUAUUGCUGCGGUACAACUGCCCCGAUCUGUCCUGCGACUUCGCCGGGCUGGGCUGGCCCGACCUGCACAGGCAUGUUCGGUCGGUGCACCACAACAAGAUGUGCGACCUGUGCACGCGCAACAAGAAAGUCUUCACGCACGAGCACGAGCUGUUCACGGACAAGGCACUGCACAAGCACAUGGCCCACGGCGACGACAGGCCUGGCGACGUCGCGCAGACGGGGUUCCGGGGCCAUCCCCUGUGUGGCUUCUGCGGCGAGAGGUUCUACGACGACGACAAGCUGUACGAGCACUGCCGGAACAAGCAUGAGCGCUGCUUCAUCUGCGACAGGAGGGACUCUAGGUCGCCACACUAUUAUCAGGACUACAACGCACUGGAAAAGCACUUCCACAAAGAUCACUUCCUGUGUCUCGACCGAGAGUGCCUAGAGAAGAAAUUCGUGGUGUUCGAGUCGGAGAUGGACCUCAAGGCCCACCAGCUGAGCGAGCACGCCGACUCUCUGUCCAAGGACGUACGGCGAGAUGCUCGAGUGGUGAAUCUUUCCGGCUUUGACGUCUAUGAACCAUACCAGGAGGAACGGAGAGGAGGCGGACGAUCUAGGGGUGGGAGAGAAGGACGUGGAAGGGGCAGGGACCCCAACGCCGACGCGCCUCUGCCUCGCAGCACGGCACAGCCUUUACGACGAGACGAGCUGGCCUACCAGCGACAAAUGGCCAUCCACUCUGCUCAGUCAGUUUCCAACCGCACCUUCGGCGGCCAGCUCACGACAACCGCCAACACCUCCGGUCCCACGCCUGCCGCCGCUCGCAACCAGCAACGACAAAAUGGCGCAUCGUCGUCAUCAGCCCAACAGCCCCAGCCUCUUGCCGAUGCUCUCUCUACACUCUCCGUGACCGAUCAAGCCAACAUGACGCCGGCCGAACGCGCGCGCCUCGUCCGUCACGGCGCCGUCAUCGAGCGCGCGUCCAACCUGCUGGGCAACGACGCGACCAAGAUGAACGACUUCCGCUCGCACAUCUCGUCCUUUAAGAAUGGCAGCCUCACGGCCCCAGGCCUGAUCGACUCGUUCUUCUCGCUAUUCAGCGACACCUCGGCCAACGCGCUGGGCACACUCGUCCGCGAGGUUGCGGACCUCUUCGACGACAAGGCCAAGGCCGACGCGCUGCACAAGGCGUGGCAGGACUGGCGCGCCAUCAACGAGGACUACCCCUCACUGCCCGGGCUGGGCGGGAUGCACGGCGCCACCACCAGCUCGAGCGGAUGGGCGUCGGCCGCCAGCUCAGGACCCACGCUGCACCCGGGCAGCGGCAGCGCCGCGGCCGCCCGCGAGAGACACACGACGCGCGUGCUCAAGCUGAAGAACAGCACCCAGGCCCGCCGCGGCAGCGUCCCGGGCUCGGAACCCGCCGUGCCGGGGCCCGCGGCCGGACCAAGCAGCGUGCAGUGGUCAAGCCCGGCGCGGCCACCAGCGGCAUCAACAUCAUCCGCCGCGUUCCCAGCGCUUCCGCCAGCAGCGGGAAGCAAGAAGUCGGCCACGGCUGCCAAGACGGCCCCGCUCUGGAUCGGCGGCACGCAGCCCGCCGUGUCGGGCCCGUCGUCCGCGUCCGCGAGCCGGUCGUCCACGCCCACCGUGCGGCGGGCAGCGCCCAGCGCGGGCGGGGGCCGGGCGCCGCCGCGCGAGGACGCGUUCCCCGCGCUCCCUGCGGCGCCCAAGGUGCAGACGACCAUCUUUGGGUACGGCGGGGGCCGCGGGGUGAGGCGGGACUUUGGGGGCGGGCGCGAGACGGGGUUCUCGUGGGGUGGCGGCGGCGGGCCGAGCGAGGAAGGUGGCGCUGGUGGGGAGCACGGCGCCGAGGGUGGUGGUGAGGAUUCUGGGGCUGGGGGUGGGAAGAAGAAGGGCAAGGGGAAGAAGGGGAAGAAUGUGCUUGUUGCUUGGGGUUAG
This is a messenger RNA of Diaporthe citri, 2541 nucleotides long. RefSeq lists its product as uncharacterized. The coding region runs from base 1 to 2541 and encodes 846 amino acids. Gene Ontology annotation, biological process: rescue of stalled cytosolic ribosome; protein ubiquitination. Gene Ontology annotation, molecular function: ubiquitin protein ligase activity; ribosome binding. The record is from RefSeq and is a predicted model, not a curated record. Lineage: Eukaryota; Fungi; Ascomycota; Sordariomycetes; Diaporthales; Diaporthaceae. The transcript has a single exon.